Molecule: messenger RNA, 2195 nt
Organism: Chenopodium quinoa (quinoa)
Lineage: Eukaryota; Viridiplantae; Streptophyta; Magnoliopsida; Caryophyllales; Amaranthaceae
Product: malonyl-CoA decarboxylase, mitochondrial-like
Exons: 15
Coding region: 334-1944 (536 amino acids)
Biological process (GO): fatty acid biosynthetic process; malonyl-CoA catabolic process; acetyl-CoA biosynthetic process
Cellular component (GO): mitochondrial matrix; peroxisomal matrix
Molecular function (GO): malonyl-CoA decarboxylase activity
Source: RefSeq, a predicted model, not a curated record
GGCCUGCAACGGCUAUUGGGCUUGUCUAGGCAUUGAUUAGCCACUUGGUCCUACACUCCUACACCACCAUCGAGCAAAUAGUGAGAAAAAAAUAUAAGAGGGUGUAAAAUAGAGUAAGCGCUCAGCGCAACCAAAUUGGAUUUGAUGUGCUGCAAGGCCUGCUACAGCCAUUGGGCCUGUCUAAACAACAUGAGUACCAAAUUAAACCUCAUCAAACCCAAACAAAAAAGAAAAAUAAAAAAAAUCAAGAAAACCAAUGAAUAAACAACGGCAGUUAAGGAAAGUGAUAUGUAAACAACAGGAUACUUUUCUGGAGAAAAUCCCAGAUGAAUUAUGAACAAAAAAGGUCUUGCAAUUUUGAUGAGAACUCGAAUGAAACCAACAAAUUUUUCUCUUUCUCCUGUUACUAACAAAAUGUCAGCGAAUUCAGAGGGAAAUGAACCCAGAAAACCAAUUUCAGCAAAUGAUGGAUACCCAAAAUUUGAUCACAAGCUCAAUUCCCCAGAAAUCCAUGAAAGAUGCAGAGGAAUUGAGCUUGUGCGGGAAAGAAUGCACUCAGCUAUAUCAAUGAACAAGACUGAACUUCAGGAUAAUGUUCUAAGUGAUUUCUCUGAGGGUUAUUAUGGUCUUUCUAUUGAAGACCGACGAGAGUUACUUAUGGUACUUGCCAAAGAGUACGAUCUCAACAGGACCUAUGUUCGUGAUCUUAUGAAGCAAUAUCUUGGCCUUCAGCUUCCUGCUGGCGAUAAAUGUGAAAUUGGUGUUGAGGAUGAUGGCUCACUUUCCACUUUUUACCGCACUGAGAAACAUUUGAGGCAUGCACUACAGCCAACUUAUGAAGUUCUGUUUGAAAGGUUGAAUACCCAUCCUGGAGGAUUGAAAUUCUUAUCAGUACUUCGUGCUGAUAUUCUUUCUACAAUCAAGGAACACAACAUUCCAUCUUUGCGAGCACUAGAUUCCUACUUAAAGGAGAAGCUUAUCACAUGGCUAAGUCCAGCUGCAUUAGAGCUUCACCACAUAACUUGGGAUGAUCCUGCUUCAUUGUUGGAGAAAAUUGUUGCUUAUGAGGCUGUUCAUCCUAUCAGCAGUCUACUUGAUCUUAAGAGGAGACUAGGAGUAGGUCGUCGCUGUUUUGGGUAUUUGCAUCCUGCAAUUCCUGGUGAACCUCUUAUAUUUAUUGAGGUAGCAUUAUUAAAAAAUGUUGCUCAGACUAUACAGGAAGUUCUCUGGGAUGAUCCUCCAAUACUUGAAUGUGAAGCAACUUGCGCAUUAUUUUACUCAAUCUCAUCUAGUCAGCCAGGCUUGGCAGGAAUUAACCUUGGAAAGUUCCUUAUUAAACGUGUGAUUGAACUGGUGAAACAAGAUAUGCCACAUAUAUGUACAUUUGCAACACUUAGUCCGAUCCCUGGGUUCAUGAGCUGGCUGAUAUCAAAGUUGGCAUCACAAUCUAAGCUUGCAGAAGCAGAGACUAUAGACAUGUCAGGUUCUUCCAAGGAAAGUACAGGUUCUACAUUCAGAGAAGAUGUGCUAACAGCAGAGGAAGAGAGAGAAGUCCUAGAUAAACUGGGGGAAUCUACAUCCGGAAAAACGGGUAUUGAAGUCAUACUGAAUUUGCUGAAAUCUCCAAACCAUGCAUGGAGCAAAUCUGAUAGGGUUUUGUCAGUGCUGAAACCUAUUUUGAUGCGACUUUGUGCCAGGUACCUUCUUCAAGAAAAAAAGAGAGGAAAAGCUCUAGAUGCUGUUGCAAACUUUCACUUGCAGAACGGAGCGAUGGUCGAGAGGUUAAACUGGAUGGCUGACAGAUCAGAGAAAGGACUCUCGCAAAGCGGUGGUAUCAUGGUUAAUUAUAUGUACAGGUUGGACAACAUUGAAGAAAAUGCCCAAUCAUAUUUCAGCUCGGGCCAUGUUAAUGCUGCUUCAGACCUUUGGAGACUUGUGGAAUAGAGGUAGAAUACUAAUUUACACUAGUAUCACUUGGAUCUUUAUACAUGUGCAGAUUUUCUUCUACCAGCAAGCACGGCAUAACAAGUUGAAGUUUUCCUGUAACAACUAAAUGCUUCAAGUUUUCUGGUAAAAAUGUACAAAUUAUACAUAUCAAACUGAAUUCAUCAUGUAAAUGCCUUGAAAUCCUAUAUUUUGGUUCACUUGUUAAAUGCUGCUCUUCUUAGUGUGCUGGCCAUCAUGAUUAUACUCAA